UUCCAUCGCAGAGAGAUCAGAUUCAAGAUUUUGAUUCGCUCGCAUCAAGCUCAUAAGACUCAGAUAGACUUCUGUUGUAGUUUCUUCGACGUCUUCUGCUAGCUUCAAUUCCAUCAUUUGAGUAUCAAGGCACAUUUUUGAAUAAAAAAUUGAAAAGUGAAGGAUUUUUGCUUUUUUUCACUGCCAAACAAGUCAACAAUAGACUGCAAUGAAAUGAGAUUUGUGUCAAAUUUGCCGAAAAAUCCAGUAGAUCAGCAAUUGCCUCAGUAUUUCAAGUGAUCCAUCCAAACAAGCCUCCUCUUGCGUCGAAUCCGUCAGUGGUUACAUUCUUUGCUGCCCGACGUCGACGACGAAAACUAGUACCAAAAGCUCAGCAAGAGCUAUUCGAUAUACAAAUGUUAAUCAACUAUUUCAAAUCAUGCCCACCUACAGAAGAGCUCUUCCUAUACGACCUUCAACAAAAAGCAAUCGUAUUAUUGACAAUCGCAACCAUGUGGUGUCCUCGGUCCGCUAUUGGAACGCUUUUGUUUCAGGACAUUCAUUUUAUACAACCAAACUCAACAGCCUCUCCUCCAACUAGAGUAACGAUCAUGGCAAGGAACCCGAAAGAAUUUGAUCUCAAAGUCUCCAGAUACGGAGCCACAGGCUCUUUAUCUAUACAGGAUGAGAGUGUAGACUACCUAACUAGCUGUUUGUUUAGCAACGCUGGCAACCAAUUCUGUAAUCACUGCUAGAAACCUUGAAACAUCAGAGCCACUUUUGCCUGUUGCCCACCAGUUAUCUAGAGAAAAAAUGUCGCAUGUUUUUAGGCAAAUUAUGUCGCGCUUUCUGAAGAAAAGUAUGUCGCACUCAAAGGGAAAAAACAUGUCGCAUCCGUCCCUGUUCACUUUUACUCGCUUUUCCUAAUAUUUUCAACUGAUAUAACAUGAGCACUUCUACUUUUUUUAUUUUUUGAGGGCGGUCAAGGAAACAUUGUUGAUGAAAAUGGGAACGAUUCCAUGGAAAUUGUUGAAGAGGGAGCUCCUCGUCAAUUAGAGGAUGUAAGCUCGCACACUACCUAUCUGCAAGAACGAGCUAAAAUUGAACAAGCCGAGCAUGAGAAAGCUACUGUAGAGGAAGCUGAGAAGCUCAGAGUUGCCGUAGAACAAGCAAAAGUGACAGAAGAGAAAGUUAAGAGCGAAAAAGCC
Molecule: messenger RNA, 1187 nt
Organism: Mycotypha africana
Lineage: Eukaryota; Fungi; Mucoromycota; Mucoromycetes; Mucorales; Mycotyphaceae
Exons: 1
Coding region: 396-734 (112 amino acids)
Source: RefSeq, a predicted model, not a curated record